AUGCAGGACAUCGCGUCGCUCUCGAAAACGCUCUCUGACCAAUCGUUACCGAUCCAAGACCGGUUUCGAGCGCUGUUCACGUUGCGUUCGCUGGAAACGAACCAAGCGGCGGUCCAAGCGUUGAUCGACGCAUUGGCGGCGGAUUCUUCUUCUUUGGAUGAUGAUGAUGAUGGUGAUAUAAAUGAUGCGCAUCAAAAGAGAUCCCCCACACUUUCAUCGUUACACGCGGACGCGUUGUUCAGACACGAAGUCGCGUUCGCUCUCGGACAAAUGCGUGCGAAAGCGGCCACUGCGACCCUGAUUUCAGUGCUGAAGAACCAAAGGGAACACGGGAUGACGAGGCACGAGUGCGCGGAGGCGCUCGGGGCGAUCGCGGACGAGACGUCGCUCGAAGUUCUGAGAGAUAUGCGAGAGGAUUCGAAACACCGGGAAGUGAGGGAAACGGCGAGUUUAGCGCUGAGGAGAGUGGAAUAUAUGGUUGGAUCCCGGGAUGAAAGUACCGCUACGAGUACUACCACCGCUACUAAUACUACUACUUUUAAUAAUAGCACGGGCGCGAUCGUUGGGAGUAAGAAAGAGAGCAUUGGAAAAGUCGCAGCAGUAAAUGAAGAACAAGAAGAAGAAUUCGCGUAUUCGGUGGAUCCGGUGCCGGCGAUGGACGAAUCCAUCGAAACGGAAACUUUAGCCGCGAUAAUUUUAGACGACGCCGCGGACAUUUGGGACCGAUACGCCGCCAUGUUUGCCUUGCGGAACCGAGCGCAAAAGACGUUCGGUUUGGUUAAAAAAACGCAAGAAAACGAACAGUUAGUCCAGCUCUGUUCCUCCACGCUCGGCAAAACCUUGCGCUCGGAAACGGUCCAAUCCGCGUUGCUCAAACACGAAAUCUGUUACGUCCUCGGUCAACUCCGAGAAGACGACGACAACGAAAUCGCGCGCAAAGCUCUGUUUGAAUGUUUGGAAGACCCGAACGAACACGCCAUGGUGCGCCACGAAGCCGCCGAGGCCAUCGGCUCGCGAGGUGGCCGAGGCGCCGAGGCGCUUCUGCGUAAAUAUUUAUCCUGCGAGGAUCGAAUCGUUAGCGAAAGUUGCGAAGUCGCGUUGGACAUGUUGAAAGAAAACGAGGAAGGGUUCGUCGCCUUGGAGUAG
Messenger RNA from Bathycoccus prasinos, 1146 nucleotides. RefSeq lists its product with no specific name. Gene Ontology annotation, biological process: peptidyl-hypusine biosynthetic process. Gene Ontology annotation, molecular function: deoxyhypusine monooxygenase activity. Lineage: Eukaryota; Viridiplantae; Chlorophyta; Mamiellophyceae; Mamiellales; Bathycoccaceae. Bases 1 to 1146 code for a protein of 381 amino acids. The transcript has a single exon. The record is from RefSeq and is a predicted model, not a curated record.